Messenger RNA from Anguilla rostrata (American eel), 2348 nucleotides. Its product is annotated as SH3 domain-binding glutamic acid-rich-like protein 3. The coding region runs from base 115 to 393 and encodes 92 amino acids. The record is from RefSeq and is a predicted model, not a curated record. The transcript has 3 exons. Gene Ontology annotation, cellular component: cytoplasm. NCBI's taxonomy places the organism in Eukaryota, Metazoa, Chordata, Actinopteri, Anguilliformes, Anguillidae.
UCCCUUUAAAUCGCACGAUGAAUAGCGGGCUUUCGGAAGAGGAGGGCGAGCGACGCGGCUGUAGGGAAAUAAAGCUGUUCUCUGAGAGACACAGAGGGACACAGAUUUGCUGCAAUGGGCAUCAAGUUGUACUACACCACCGUCACGGCGUCCAGGGAGGUGAAGUCCCAGCAGUCGGAGAUCAUUCGCUUCCUGGAGGGCAAGAGCAUCCCGUUUGAGCUGAUUGACAUCUCUGUGGGCGGGGCCGUGCGGGAGGAGAUGAGGAACAAGGCGGGGAACCCCGCGGCAGCCCCCCCGCAAUUGUUCAACGAGGACCAGUACUGCGGGGAUUACUCAAUGUUUUCGGAGGCACUGGAAGGCAACACGGUGGAGCAGUUUCUGAAGUUGGCCUGAGAAGCGUGUCUGGUUGUUCCACCCCCCCCUCGCCUGCUUCUACCAAAAAAAAACGAAACAAGAAAAAACCAAUCAGCAAGCACGUUUUUACAGACCACACCCACUGACAAGAUGAUGAGCCCCCGCCUGAUUAUUUACCUGUACUUUGCUUGCUCAUGUUGAUGUAUGGUAUUUCCUUCUACCAGUUGGUGAAAGGAACUAAUUCUCGGUGAAAUCAACAGGACAUAGAGAGGUGUAGCCAAUUAGCUCACUUAAUCCUGGCUGCGACCACAUGUAUGUGAACUAUUUAACUAAUCCAUAGCUUAACAUUUAACAGGAGCCUGGUUAAUAGCCAAAACAAUCUUAACAAUCUAUAUAAUUUGCUAACAAAAAGAACAAUGAAGAUCGCUAGUCUAAGUUAAAUUGUUUUUUUUUUCCCCCUCAGAUACAGGAUGCUCGUGUUUUUUUAGACCACAGAAAAAUCCACACGCUGUGCUCGUUUUAUCUGAGAUAAAGAAUGCCGAUAUGGAGAAUCUGUGAUUUCUCGGUGUGGAGCUUUAGAAAUGCGGGAUCAUUUUUUGCUUAGCAGGCCGAUUCUCUGAGGGGUUUGACUUUCAACUUGGUGCCAAAGUAUGAUUAUUUUUUUACUAUAUAAUGUUGUUUUUAUUUCAUUUUUCAUAUUUCAUGUUAUAUAGGCUAAAUAUGAUUACCAAAAGCACAGUACUUCCAGUCACACGAGUCUUGUUUCUCUUCCUGUAUCCAAAGAUCUCACCGCUGCUGUAAAAUACAGACCAGGGGCCUUCUUUCGCAGCGAGUGUAGUCUGAACAAGGCCUUUGAGAAGUAGCAGAAAUGGGAAAUUAACAUGGCUGGGUGGUUUGGGAAGGACAUAAGAGAGAUUCUGGUCACGCCCUCUGUCUCCUUUAUUUUGUUAGCUCCUUACAUUCAGACACCGCUUGUCUCCAGCUUCGUCUGAACGUCCCCCCCCGCCCACCCUUCGCUCGAAAUCUGACUGCGCACAUAAGUUCUGCCGUCGUGCAUCUCUUCUCCGUGUCAGAGCGAAACGAGCCUGCUGAAUCAGCCUUUGUGCAGUUUUACGGUGAAGAAGAAAAGCAGAGCUCUUCUCUCUCCGCCCGAGAAUGUUCAAGGCUCCGUUUGUGCGCUUGCAUAAGGUUCUGGAAUCUUCCGGACGCUGUUGUUUUGGCUGGGUGUUUUAUGUUGUGCAGUUCUGGCCUCUGGAUGGCUGCCUCUGCCUUGUUUUGUCCCCUGUGUCUCUCUGUACCUCCUGUGCUCUUUUACAUUUUAAUUUCUUUUUUUAAAAUUCGUGUUUUUGUCAAGUAUGAAACCCUGGCAUUGCACCUUCCCAAAGUCGACUCUUAUCGCCUUAGUGCUCAGGUUUAUCGAAUUGGUGUGUCAUCACAAUGGCUGAUGCGUGAACGUCUGCCCUAUUGGCUAUAAUAUGGAGAAUUUGGGAAAACGGAAUACAGAGGCAACUCAUUAAAUGAUCCAAUCACAGAGAUGUGAUGGGUUCAGAAAAAGCACUGCUAUCCUCAUACUUCUUUCAAAUAUUUUAUAUUUUUAUUUAGAAAUGUAGAACUGGAUUUUUUUUUUAAAUAACUGAAAGUGAGAAGUGUAGGCUGCUGUGCAUCAGCCUGUUUGGACCACUAGGCAGGAAAUACGAUAGAGGGAUGUGCUCUGUAGGCCCUGUGGGACAGGACAGGGUGUGGGGCCGUCAUUCUGCUGGUCUGACUCCCAGCAGACAGGUGUGUUUGUUUGGCAUUUUGCUCGCUUGUUCCCACACACACACACACACACACACACACACACAGAUGGUUCAGCUGCUCCUGACAGAAUAACCAUUGUUUUCCUUUUGGACCAGUGCCUCCUUUGGCCAAAAUAAUAGAGCAUUUUAUUGUCUUCCAGGAAGAUUAUGAUGGCGACGGGUGAAUUGAAAUAAAGUGUUUGACUGUCCAAAUUA